UUCCAGAGUUUUUGCAAAGGGGCAGUACUUUGACAUUCUGCUUUCCGCGUCUCAUUCGUCCGAGAACUGUCAGACGAGCGAAUCAGGUGCAAAGAAAAAGAACGACACUCUCUAGCUGCUGGAAGAGUCGGAAGUUUUGAUCAACGGUUCGACGUUCCGAUUCACGGGAAAGGAUUAACGUCACAAAAUGGGCAACUAUUUAUCGCUCUACGUAACCAACCCGAAGGGAACUCCGAAGCCCCUAACGGACCCUUCCUUCGAUGCGAAUAUGGGUUUCCCGAACGGCCGGAAAGAAAGAGUGAUGAUUGCCACCGAACAGGAAAUGGAAGCCGCCAAACUGCCACUGGCCGAUCGGGAUUACUGUGCCCACAAGCUGAUCGCCUAUCGUGCCUGCCGAGCGGACGUUUGGCCGUGGGCGUACAAGUGUGCCCACGAAAAGCACGAUUAUCUCAACUGUGAAUACGAUGACUACAUCAACCGAAUGAAGGAAUACGAACGCGAGAAGCGAUUGCUCCAGAGAAAGCAGAGAAUCGAAAAGAAGCAAGCCCAAGAACUGCACGCUUGAAGAGCACCCAUCGCCAGAGUGUUUCCUCCGAUCGAGAACUUGUUAAAUAUAAAUUUAGUAGCACUGGCCAAAAGCCAACCAAUGUAAAACAUCAACAGACGUUUUCAAUUCUUCAGCCGAUUCGUUCUAUCAAGCUUUCUAAUAAAUACGGAUAACGGUUUUAGGGGUAAAAUAAAAUAA
This is a messenger RNA of Aedes albopictus (Asian tiger mosquito), 745 nucleotides long. RefSeq names its product NADH dehydrogenase [ubiquinone] 1 beta subcomplex subunit 7 (gene ND-B18). The coding region runs from base 188 to 565 and encodes 125 amino acids. The record is from RefSeq and is a predicted model, not a curated record. Gene Ontology annotation, cellular component: mitochondrion. Lineage: Eukaryota; Metazoa; Arthropoda; Insecta; Diptera; Culicidae. The transcript has 4 exons.